Messenger RNA from Panonychus citri (citrus red mite), 887 nucleotides. RefSeq names its product signal transducer and activator of transcription 5B-like. The annotation marks the transcript as partial. The transcript has 3 exons. Gene Ontology annotation, biological process: regulation of transcription by RNA polymerase II; regulation of cell population proliferation; cell surface receptor signaling pathway via JAK-STAT. Lineage: Eukaryota; Metazoa; Arthropoda; Arachnida; Trombidiformes; Tetranychidae. The record is from RefSeq and is a predicted model, not a curated record. Gene Ontology annotation, molecular function: DNA-binding transcription factor activity, RNA polymerase II-specific; RNA polymerase II cis-regulatory region sequence-specific DNA binding.
GUCAACGAUGAAAUACGCUGAUUAAACUACAGAGACAAAGGGAAAAUUUAUUCAGUGAUUUGAAUGCACUCAACAUGAGAUUCACUGAGGAGAGUGAAGAUUGGAAUAGAAAAUGUACUUCGUUAAUUUCUCAGACAAAGAUUAUCCAAACAAGUGUUUUAGAUGAUUGGGUUGAAUCAUUUCGUCUUACUCAACAAUCAGCUGGUAAUGGUGCUCAUUUCGAUAAUAAUUUAGACUUGAUUCAAACAUUUUGCGAAACGUUAGGAGGGAUUUGGUUGAAGCUUAGAACUCAAUUAGAUUUAAUGUCCAAAUAUGGAACCUCAAGAGAUGCUGAAUAUUUGGAGAUGAGACAUGAAGUGGACAAUAUGAUUGGACAGUUGGUUAAACGGACAUUUAUUGUUGAGAAACAACCACCUCAAGUACUCAAGACUCAAACUGCUUUCACAUCGACAGUAAGGUCACUUGUUGGAGGACUGUUGGUUCUCUCUGCCAAUCAACCGAUCGUUCGUGCCUCAAUUUUAAAUGAAUCUCAGGCUCGUAGCUUAAUGCAAUCAUCUCACGAUGGUAAUAUCGAUGCUUCGUCAGGGGCUAUUGUCAAUCGAGAAUCACCCAUAGAAACUCAUAGAACCAAACAAUUUAUUGCCAAUUUUCGUACUAUGACUCUGAAGAAAAUUACUCGAACUAAGAAAAAAGGAGCUGAAUCAGUAGUAGAUGAAAAAUUUGCAAUUCUUUUCCAAGCCGUUUUCAAAAUCGCUGCUGGUGAACUCGUUUUCUACGUCAAGACUUUAUCCUUACCAUUAGUUGUUAUCGUUCAUGGUAAUCAAGAAAAUCAUGCUUGGGCUACAGUCACAUGGGACAACGCGUUUGCAUCAGCCUCUCGAAUCCUU